AUGGUCUCUUCCCUCAUUGACCCGGCCAUAAAAUGGUGGAGAGCUGAUGUCAUUCAUGCAACCUUCCUCCCAUUUGAAGUAGACACAAUUCUAAGGAUUCCUGUUAGCCGAAGUUUGCCUGAGGACAAGCUAAUUUGGAUGGGAAACACUCGGGGUGAGUUCACUGUGAAGAGUGCUUACCAUAUUGCCCACUGUAUGAUUGAAGGAAAAGAUGACGUUGGUAGCUUUAUGGGGGAUCCUCUCAAGCCCCUUUGGAAGAGAUUGUGGCACCUCAACCUUCCUGCAAAGAUUAAGAUCUUUGCUUGGAGGGCCUGCUUUAAUGGGCUGCCUUCAAGGGAAAAAUUGUCUGCCAGAGGCAUUAACACAGCCAAUGACUGCCCAAUCUGUACCAAGGAGCUGGAAUCCGUUCACCAUGUUUUGCUUCACUGUGAGUUUGCAAUCCAGGUUUGGAGUUUUUGGGCUGAUGGUGUGCAAUUGAUCCAAAGAAACAAUUGGACCUUUCUUGAUUCAACCAUGUACAUUCUUGCACACAAGCCCUCUCAUGUUUUAGAACCUUUCUUCACUGUUGCCUGGGCAAUUUGGCAUAAUAGAAACAAAACCAUCCAUGAAGGCAAAUGCUCUCACCCCUUAUAG
Quercus lobata is the source of this 633-nucleotide messenger RNA. RefSeq lists its product as uncharacterized. Lineage: Eukaryota; Viridiplantae; Streptophyta; Magnoliopsida; Fagales; Fagaceae. The coding region runs from base 1 to 633 and encodes 210 amino acids. The record is from RefSeq and is a predicted model, not a curated record. The transcript has a single exon.